Messenger RNA from Poecilia reticulata (guppy), 1740 nucleotides. It is a transcript of the gene lyve1b, whose product is annotated as lymphatic vessel endothelial hyaluronic receptor 1b. Lineage: Eukaryota; Metazoa; Chordata; Actinopteri; Cyprinodontiformes; Poeciliidae. The record is from RefSeq and is a predicted model, not a curated record. Gene Ontology annotation, cellular component: plasma membrane. Gene Ontology annotation, biological process: cell adhesion. Gene Ontology annotation, molecular function: transmembrane signaling receptor activity; hyaluronic acid binding.
UCUUUAGAUCGUCAGAAAUGUCUCAAAGGAGGAGCACAAAUCAAAGAAGUGCUAAACUGAACAUCUUGGCUAACAAAAUGUACUUUUAACGUUUAUCUCUGUAAGAGUGUAUAAGCAAGUGGAGCAGUACUAGAUGACGUCCUGUGUGUCUGCAGCAGAUUUUCUGUAUGAGUAACUUUCUUAUAACCUUGUUGUCACCAUGUUGAAUCUGGAAGUGCUUACCGUAUUUAAACAAGAGUUCUUAGAAGCUUUAGAUGCCAUUAUAGUAUCUAAAACUAAGUAGCGCCAUACUUAAACAUUUUAAACUGUAAUACAAGAAGUCACCAACAUUUUAAUAUACUUUUAUGUCAUUACCAACUAUUAGUUCUGUUGUAUACUUCAGUUUAUGCUGCAAGUUUUGGGAAUUUUCUCCAAAUACUCGACUUUCUACUCAAACAACUAAUCCUUCAGUCUCUGUACUAGUUUUGUGUUUAUUGUACUUUUUAUUUUGUCACAAAGAAAGCCAUGCACAGAACCACCRCUGGUGGUUCUUUUCAAUAGUUCGAGAACCUCGGCCGAAAGCAAACUAUAAUAAAAUCUACACCUUAAAGGUUAGAAUUACCACUUUUUGCCGUUUGUUAUGUUAACGACACGUAUCAAUUUUGCAACAUUUUCAGUCGUGGUCCAGACGGACAAACCCACAGGAAUCUUCCUGCUGAUUGACGGAGGAGAUUACACUUUGAACCUCACCGAAGCACAAGCGGCGUGUUCGCUUCUGAAGGUCACCAUAGCAACUUUAGCUCAGCUGGAGGAAGCAGUACGGCACGGACUGGAGACAUGCAAGUAUGGCUGGGUGGCUGAGAAGACGGCGGUCAUCCCACGGAUAAAAUCUGACAACAACUGUGGAAAAGGAAACAAGGGGCUAGUCCAGUGGAAGGUGCCGCCUGACAGGAAAUUUGCAGUGUACUGCUUCAACGCUUCAGCGCUUACAGAUCAGAACCAAACCGUGGACCCGUCCACAGCCAGCCCACAGUCUCCCAGCUCCUCCACCUUACCGGAAGCCCUGGGCCCUGCCUCGUCAUCUGCUGCUCCUCCCUCCAGAUCAUCCACCCAGACUCCGCCUGCAGUGGGAAAGACAUCCACACCUCAGUCCACCGAGCAGGCGCCUUCAGCUACAGCCUCUGUUACCAAGACAACAGACUUGUCUUCGUCUUCCUCCCCUGUCAAACACCUGUCCUCACAUAUUCCCGUUUCUCCUCAUCGCCUCAUCACCUCCACGCCCGCUGGUGUCACUUUUAGCUUUCCAACCUCCACUCAGUCCCCAAGUUCCUCCGUUUCCUCUGAGCCUGGGCUGGAACCAUCCGUUGGCUCAACACGCCCCCUGCUGGACGCUGCUCACAUCAGCCUCAUCAGUCUGAGCAUCGUUCUCCUGCUUCUCAGCGCAGCGACGGCUUGGUGGUGUUACAAAUCGAAUGUUGUCCGCUGGUAUGUCCGGCACCACAAGGACGACUUAGAGACGGAGAUGUGGAGGAACUCCUACAGUGAGAUGGACCUACACAGUGARGACGGAGCAGCAGUAGAACACGAUGAAGAGCUGAGCACAAAGUACUGUGUGUGAAUACAGAGACGGAAACAGAGUCUGCAGAGUAGCUGAUGUUUCUGCUGCCUGGUUUAGUUUUUCACAGGCCUGGAUGAGGCACAACAGACUGUGAACCCAUCUGGAAAUCCCUGGACAACAGGAAAGAAGCUGUUUAUCACUGA